Drosophila mojavensis is the source of this 922-nucleotide messenger RNA. Its product is annotated as putative glycine-rich cell wall structural protein 1. Lineage: Eukaryota; Metazoa; Arthropoda; Insecta; Diptera; Drosophilidae. The coding region runs from base 578 to 796 and encodes 72 amino acids. The record is from RefSeq and is a predicted model, not a curated record. The transcript has 2 exons.
GGGGUGUCGCCCACUUGGGGAAGGAAGGCGGAACACAAAAUGCCAAAUAGAAAGAACUACAAAAUAAUCCACUCGUUUCGUCGAGCGCAAACACAAACACAAGCAAUGUCCCCGGGGGCGUGGCCGAAGGGGGGGUCGAUAACUAAAUCAGUUAAGCGAGCGGGAGAGCGAGAUAGAGAAAGAGAAAGAGAGGAGGGAGGAGAGAGGAGAGAGGAGAGAGCAGUUGGCCAUUGUUGCUUUUGUGGCUGCAUUGGCGUCCAUCGGAGGUCGCGCUGGGUCCACCACAUCGCCACACCGCCCCUCUGCCACUCCCCAUUUCCUUUGGCGUUUCAAUGAUUCGUUUUGUUUUAUUUUUAUUUAUUUUUUUUUUUUUUUUUUUACUUUUGCGCUUUUGCAUUUUGUUUUGGUUUCAUGGUUUAGUUCGUAUUUCUCUAGACUGCAAAAUUAUUUAUGCAUUUUGCAUUUUGUCUCUCUUUUUUUGCGUCGAGCGCUUAUUAGUUUCAAUUUGCUUGCGGCGAAAGUUGUUCGCCAACAAGUCGAACAAAUUAAAUAAUUUAACGCAAAGAAAGUUGCUCAAAUGGGCAAAAACAAGGGUGGAGGCGGUGGUGGAGGCGGCGGCGGUGGCGGUGGCACUUCCGGUGGUGGCGGCGGCGGCAAUAAAAAAGGCGGUGGAGGCGGAGGCGGUGGCGGAGGCGGCGGUAAAAACAAACCACCAAUUCCUGCGGCUGAUAAAGGUGGCAAGAAAGGAGCGGAUCAAAAGGCAGGCGGUGGCGGCAAGAAGGGUGGCAAAAAAUAGCCCUUGGGGGUGUGCCGAAAUACAAAGCGCAUUAAGUUACAAUAUAAGAAUAAAUAUGCCACUAUAUUUUUAAGAUGUAUUCAAAGGGGAGCUUAUAAAUGAAGAAACAGUAGUUGAAUAACGAUA